CACGAUCCUCAGCUAAAUUCUUUAUUGAAACGUUUAAUAUCUGAGAUAAAUGUUACGUCUCUGUUCUAUGGAGACUCUGGUGGGACGUUCAGACCUACCUUUCACAUUUUAGUGGGGUGAUUUGGCUGUGUCCUGUGACUUUGUUGAGUGCUUUCUGCUGGAUGGUGUUCCUGCUGUGUUUUUAGGGAUUAGCUAGCUAGCUGGUCGCUAGCACCAUGCUAACGCGACGUGGGUGUUCUUUCUUCAUUUUAGCUUGUCCGGCUAGCAAGCUAGCAUUUCGAUAGACAGCCAAGUUGCUUACAUGCCCGUUUGAUUCGGGGACACACAUUAUGUUAUGUGUACUAUAUCAUAUAAGAAAAGUGAUAGACAGACUGUCGUGUCACAGUGCUGUUGUUUCGCUGGUAAACGUAAAUUCUCCUGCUAGCUAUUGAACCGUUUGUAGGUUAGCUACAAAGUAGCCUACAUAAGAUACGUGAGCAGCGAAACCACUUUUGGCUGGUGAAGGCGUGUUUUGCCGAAGUGCCAAGCUCCCGACUGAAAGUAUUAGAACUCCUUUACACCUUUUUGACUGCCCGGCUUUACAUAAAGAGAUCACUGUAAUCAUUUAAUGUAUGUAUUUUAACAUGCAUACUGAGAGCUUGAUACCUGAAACCAUGUGAUGGUGAUUGGUGCCGGGUUGGGCAAGCAUGUAAAGCUGAUUUAAAGAUCUGGAUGUAUACAUGGAGCAAGGGUCUUUUUCUUCAUGAACAAAACAAAUGCUACAACUCCAAUUCCAGGAAUGAAGAGAAAUUGGACAGUGUGUUUUGGAGCGUGAGUGGUUGAGUAGAUGGAUCACUCUGCUUUUAACUUGUCAACUGCAGUGGGAAAUAAGCCACACGAGAAUCUGGGAUUUCCUCUCGGCAUCCCCUGUACUGCAUCGGUGUAAGCGUAGGUAGGUUGUCAGAACUGAGCGAGAUGUUUGGCUGCAAAGUGAAACUGAGGGGUCUGACUCAUUCGGGUUAGUUACAGUAUCCAUCACUGUCACGACACCACUGGCAUCACUGCCGCGCAGUUCAUCCUCAUAUAGCUAAAGCUAUAGCAGCUAUUGAACCAACGAGCUAAUAACCAGGAGCCACCUGCUCAGCUCGACCGGGUUAGUAUUUCUCCUCCUUAGAUCCGACCUGUGUCACGCUUGUCUUCAUUGCUGCCUCCUCUGCACGUUGUUGGACGUCUAUGCUUUGUGCCGUACGUGAAAUAGAUGGUUGUCAUAUGUGCUGUCGGCUGAGGUGUGGCUGGCGUGAAGCCGGCAGCUGGGCUGUGCAUCGCGCCAGUAGCAGGAGAAACCACGUGGUAGAUCGAGGUUGGGCCUAGGAAAGUUAGCAGCAUGGCUAACUGCAUAACAUGCAGCAGCGGGUUUGUAUUUGCAGAUGUUUAGGGCAGCUUCUAUUGUGCGUGAAUAUGCGUUUACUGUAAAUAACACGAGAAUAGAUGAAUUUGUCGUGUGUUUGGCGCACGCGUAAACACCGACACGCCCCUGUGUCAAAGCAAAAGUGUCUCACAGUUUGGACAGACCGUUGUCUUGACAAGCUUGGUGUAAAUGUCUCUGCUGUAUCUGUGUCAUUCAUAUAUAUAGGGUGGGGGGCAGUCAAACGCUGGUAUUGGUGGUAUGUUCACAUUUACACCUUUUGAUGAUCACUUCGUCUACUGCAGCAAACACGAGUCUGAUGUUAAGGACUGCAACCAUGUGACCUUAUCUGGGAGUGUGAGUCCAAAAUGGAUGCUGUUUCUUAUAGAUGGCAUACAGUCUAUAUAGCUAAUACAGGCAGGUGUUUAUUGUCUGUCUUAUCUCUAUCAGUGAACAUUCAUAUUUGAUAUGCAGUGGUUUCAGACAAGCUUUAUUUGGAGGAAAUGAAUAAAACUCACAGCAGACAAACACAUGGAGCCAGCUACUCACAGUUUGCCUGACAUAAGGAUACUGCCGAGCAUCCUGUUGUGAAAUUUGAAAGCCUGGAGACUGGGCAUGUGUGGGUUUUGGCAGAGUGUUACCAGAGGAACAUGGGGACAGGACCGAGAAGGGGAGGGAGGAGACAGGCUGUGCUGGCGUGAUGCUGUGUCACUGCAGCUACGUUCUAAUUGUAUGUUCAUCAUUGUCAGAGUGGGAUGCCUGCUUGUCACAGACUGUUGAUGCUCAAAUGGGAUGAUUAUUGGUCAGUGUCAACAGCGGAGUACAGACUGUAAAGUAUUGUUUUGUUUGUUUCAUCCAUACUGUUUAAUUCACUCCACUUCAGAAAAAAAAAUGUCAGAGGAAUUAUUAACCAGGCUGAGAAAACAGUGACUUGAAUGGAAAUUUGUAAUGUCUGAUAAGAUAAACUUGAAAAGUAUGAGCAGGGUUAGGGCUUCAACAAAAAAAAGGAAGUGUAAUAGUAAAAAGAGCGACGACUAAGAUUGAGGUGGUUUGGACAUGUGUGCAGGAGGGAUAGUGGAUAUACUGCACAAAGGAUGUUGAAUACAGAGCUGCCUGGCAGGAGGAAAAGAGGAAGAUCUCAAAGGAGGAUGGAUGUAGUGGAAGAGGACCUGUUGCUGGUCAGUGUGACGCAUAGGGUAAGAUGGAGGCAGAUGAUCUGCUGUGGCGACCCUUGAAAGGAGAAGCAGAAACAAGAUGAUGGUAAAAAGCUGUGAGCUUUCAAUGGGGAUUGUAUAAAUCAAGUUGUAUUGAGCAGAUUUGUGUAAAAUGUGGUAAUGCAGCUUUUCCUGUGGCUCCUAAUCAAAAACUGUAUUUAAAAAAAAAAAAAAAAUGGAUGCAACUUCCUGGUCUGAAAUGAAGCCAGUAUGGAAGUGGUCUAAAUCUGUAUUCUUUCUAAUGGCCAACACAGUGUGACUCCCAUGUUUACGAAAGGGUCCAUUUGUAGAGAAUUGUUUGUGAAAACAGCCCUUUGCUUCCUUGCUCUAUGACCUCUUUAAAGGCUUUCCUGUCAGUCACCAUUUUAUCAAAUACAGAAUUAUGUUAAUUUUAUAAAUUAUGAUUCUCAUUAGAAAAACAGCAGUAGCUUGUAAUAAAGCAUUAGGCAAUGAGUGUGCAGUGUACUUUGGUUUCCCGGUCAGGGGACCAGCAUGGUUGUGGUUUGGUCGUUUGCUGUGGCUGCAUCUAUCUCAACUCAGUCCUGAGGCUUUUCUAAAUAUAUAAGCCUCUGCUUUGAGUGUUUCUCUUGUAAAUGCCCCAACUUUAUGUAAGUGCUAUUUUAAAUCUGUGGACUAUCUCUGGGAGAAGCAGCACAGUACAGGAGGAAAUCUGACGGAGUUUAUUUCCUGUUACCUUUCUGCUUAGGUCAGUGAGCUUGAAUAUUGACCUAAUUUCUUCUAAGUGUGUUGGUCCUGUCUAUAAAUGACAGAACAAAAACACAACUUUGCAAAAUAAGCAUGUUGUUGUCUUUGCAUACUGAAUUAAAACUAUAGUCGUCGAGGAUUAAAGUGAUCCAGCGAAGCCUACCACUGCUGGAGCUUUCUGAACUGCGUUAUCACAACAGACUACACAGUGCCACUGACUGUGACAGGUACAAACGUCAGGCUAAUAAAAUGUGUACAAAAGUUAAGUUACUAAGGUCAUGUGCAUUUGCAAAUAGGCUUUGUGCAAAAGCCUGAGAGACGAGUGGUUUAGUUUAUAGUAUUUGCAGGCAUGAAAAAGUGACUUACAUUCUUGUAUCUUUAGUUGUUUUUUCCACUGCUGUCUCCCCCAGGCAGGAAAGUUUGUCUAGUUCUAAGUGCAGAUGUGUUUGUUUUUUGGGGGUUUUUUUUGGGUGGGGGGGUUAUAGGUUCAGUAAACAGUUGAUUUACAGUCUCUCUGGGUAAAGGGAGUCUAAAUCAUGUGUGUUCAAACACAGACAGUGGUUACACCCUUUAUAGGAGACAUGACAGCCAACUUCACUAGCAGCAAACUUUGGUUACCGACAGCAGAAGCUUAUGUAACUGUUGAAGGAGCAUGUUUCCCUGUCAGUCGUGCUGGCUAAAUUUCCACAGUGCUGCAUGUCAGAGAAGCUCAAAUGACUGGCCUGUGUGUUAUAAGGGGAUGGGGUGGGGUUCGGUGGCGGUGUAGAUGACUUUCCUCUGCCCCCCACCCCCACCCAAAAACAAAAAACCCACAUUCCUGCAAGAAAGGUCGACCACUGGGAUCUUUGCUUGUAUAGUAGGCUAUUCCCGGGUUUAUUUUUGGUGCUUCAGAUUUGAAUAUGUGAACACUAAUUUCAGCAAUUCAUUACUGGAUUAUAUACAAUUUUAAGACAUGCUGCUGAGCUCACUUGACUGAUGUCAGUGGACAGAAAGUGAAUCUGUUAUAAACAGUGCAGUUUGUGUUUGCUGCUUGAUUGGAUCUUCUAAGUAUCUACAUAUCCUUCCCUCUAUCACAUAACCCUUAUCUGGAAGAAAACAAAGAUAUGAAGUUAAACUGCUGGUGGUAAUUCAACAUAAUUAAAGAAUUACAUGUGCUGGUAGCAGCUGCUAUGCUGUUAAAAUCUGAAUUUUAUCAUGCUACUGUUGCAUACCCAGUGUAUGAGACUUUCAUGUGUUGUAACAGUUUUGAAGCCACGAUUCAAACUGCAAUAUAGACCAUAUUUCCCCCAUGGAGAUCUUAUUGCCUACUUAAAAUAGGAUAGUCUGGUAAAAGCUAUAAUGUUAUAUUGUUAAGGAAAUGGAGGACCAGAAAUGCAUCCAAAUAAUGGAAUUUAUUUUCUUCAUGGUCAUCUGAUAAAGCUUGUUAUUUGUUUUUCAUGCAAAACGCAGAGGUAUGAAGCGAGCUGUAGAUUUGGAGAAUGGCUAUUUUCCUAGUCGUGUAAUCUGUGUCUUUGUGCUUGUUGGUAUAGACAGAUAAUGUCUGAACUGCUGUGAAAAAUGUUCCUUGGAGUUGGAUAAUGUGGUUUACGACAUUAUCUGCAGAUGCUCUUUCUGACAUGGUGCAUGGAGUGAUAGUAUUAGACAUGAUGUUGGCAGAGUAUGUCAGGAAACGGGGCCGCUUGCUCACUAUGAUCUUACCAGACUUUUACCUGGACAUUCCUCACAACAUCACAGUCUGAAAUCAAAUAGAUCUUAUACUGGAGAGAUUUUGCCCUCUCACUCACACCUUUGUCUGGGGAUGUGCUGAAAAGUUGAGGGCUGCUGCACAUGUGUGAAAACGGCUUGAGUGUGAUGCAAAAUGACUGGAGUAGGUAGCUUUUUAGUCUGAGGCUCUCUUUUAGCCCUGAGAUUGUUUACUUAGCAUUUGGUUCAAGCCAGCCCAGCUAAGCCUAACAGUCUUUCUAUGGAUGAGCCUGUGAACUGCCACCUAUCACCCUCCUGCAUUCUUUCCUCACUUAUAUUGCUGCCUUCCUUAUUAAAGCUCUGCAGCUCCACUAUGGUGUGAAUAGUUCAAUCAAUGUCAGGGAUUUCACCUGCCUUUAUAGAAAUCCUCUUUGUUGAAAUUGAUUAGAUUUAUGUCCCCUUGCAUUUAUGUAUUGUUAUAGUCAUAGAAACGGUGGUGAUAACAACUAUUUCUGUAGCAUGAUUUCCUCUUUGAAAAAAAACAAACAUCCGGAAUCAUCAUGACUCAGGCUUUUUAUUCUGCUGCCUCAGAGUGUGAGUACUUGUGUAUGUGUAUCAGUAAAAAGAGCGUGUGUGUGUCAGUGACAGUGAUAGCGAUAAUGUAGUGUUUGGGCUAUGAAUACCAGAUGCGUUUAUUAUUAGUGAAGACUAUAUAAGCUAGGGAGAAAUCUUACUAUGUAUCUUACUAUGUAUGACAUACGGAGAUGACCAUUUAGUCAGCAGGGUGACUGUUUUGUUUGAGUGUAUCAUCAUGUGGUGAUCAGACUAAAUGGAGAGCACAUUUCAGAGACUGAGCAGUUGGAACAAUAGACAAUGGCAAUCUGUUGUUGUACACAGAAUUGUUCUGGUAGGUGUGAGCUGAUUCAUGCUCCCUGAAUUUUAAAACAGUUCAACUUUGGUUAGCAGCAUUGAUCUAAUACAGUAGAUAGGUGUCAGUGCUGAUAGUGGCGUCACUAAAUGACCACUGUACAAAUCUGCAAAAGUGUUUCUUUGUCAUUAAUAUAAACUUAUUCAUUUGAAGAGUUUCUCCACUUAUUUAGGAUGUACCCAAUCAAUAAUCCCCCCCUUUUUUUUUUCCUUCACAAAUAUUCUGCUGCUUUAUCAGUAUUGGGGAUUCAGACAACUCACAAAUACGUUUUGGGGGUUUUGGGUUUUUUUGGUCCACAAAACAAACCUCACAGUUUGGCCUAUGGCUACUACACAGCUGGAAGCCCAACAGGGCUGUUGGGAGUCCAUAGCGACAGGUUAGACGACUGCCGCUGGGGGGCGGGGGUGGGAAAUUAGCAUAUUUUAACAGGGAACAGCGACACGCCAUUGGUUGAAUUCUUCUUGCUUACUACGUAAAGACUGCUGUUGUUGAUAGCAGACAGUCUGGCAGUUUAUUUCUCACUCCUAGCAUGUUAUCUUAAACAUAUGCAGUGUCUAAGGUACUUACUACACGGAUGUCCGCGGAACUGUUCAAGGGAAAAAAAUACCCAGCGUAACGACACUUGGACCUUAAAGGAUUUAUAAAUACUUGUACACAGGCCCACAUCUGCCUCCCCAUGCAGAGCUCCAUGAAAUGAAUAAAGCACCACAGCCUAUAACGGGACCCCCAUCCAAUCCCCACCCUGCCCCUUCCCCCGGCCUUUCACAGCCCUCAUUCCCCCCUGGGCAGCCCCCGUCUGUAGUGUUUGCCACCCAACCUCCACAAAUGAACCCAACACCACAACCCCGACAGUUUGCCCCCGGGCCCCGGCCUAUACAUCAACAGGGAAGCUUCAGAUCACUACAGCCCUACUACCCCAACAGGCCCAACCUGCCUCCCAGCAGUGGGCCAAGAGGUGUCCCACCCAGCAGUGCUCCUCGGUCUGUGACCCCCACCCACGUCUACCAGGCAGGCCCUGGCUCCCAAAUGAUGAUGAUCCCCCAGCAACAGUUGCCCUUUCCCAGUUCGCCACAGGGACCUGCCUACAUCAUACAGUCACAGUACCGGUCACCAACCUACGUUCCCACACCUCAGCAGUUUCCAGUCCCAACAGGCACCCCAGGCUAUUACCCAGGCACAAGCCCUGCAGAAUAUGGUACUUACGCAGGGGCCUACUACCCUGCACAGCCACAGUUCACCCCCUCGGUCCAGGCAGGACCUGUGAUUAUGAAUCCUGCACCUCAACAACCACAGCCACCCCCUCAGCCUGCCCAGCACAUCCCUACCAAACGGGAACGCAAACAGAUCAGAAUAAGAGACCCAAACCAAGGAGGUCGAGACAUCACAGAAGAGAUUAUGUCAGGGGGCCGUAGUGGCUCCACCCCAACCCCACCUCAGACAUCUGGAUCAGAAAGUACGUCAUUGACCCAGGCCAACGGUGAGAGUAUCCCAGCUGCUACUACACCAGCACUGGUUAGACCAGAUGACAGAAGGAAACCUACACCUCCACCUGUGGCAAAGACCCCUGAACUUCACAAAGGCGACUCCACCCCUACAGAGGCUAAAACCUCUGAUACGAACACUAAGACCCCGUUACCUGCUCCUCUGUCAGAAGCUGAGAACACGCCUAUUAACACUAUUUCUGCACUUGCACCGAGCCCUCCUGUUCCAGAUGUGAUGGAUGCGCCUCCAUCUCACAAGGAACCUACACCCCCUCCCCAGUCAGCACCUGAGAUACCUGCCUAUCCUGCACCCCUUCCUGAUCCUGUCCCCACCUCUGCUGCACUGAACAAAGUUGACAAUAAAGCACCAGAGGCGAAAGAGGAGGUGGCAAAGGAAGAGGAGACUAAAGCAGAAGAGAAUGUGACGUCAGUAGACACACCCCAAACUCCUCCUUCCUCCACUAAUGGUGUGGCCGAGUUGGAACCUGAAAGGCUAUCGGUCACGUUACCACCAAGUCACCUAGAGGACCCUCUGGAGUCUCCAAUUGCACAGCCUGAGGAACUCCGACUACCCAACGGGCUGCCGCUCCCAGCCCCUCAAGACCCCGAAGCGCCUGCCGUCAACACAGCUGAACGUGACGACAGCCCCAUAGCUGAACCAGAUGUCAGUCAGCAGCCGAUAAUACAGACAUCUGCAAACGUCGCUCAGGCAGGACUAUAUCUAGAAGCCAUACCUCCACCUGUUAAACAUUCAACCCCUGCACCCUGUGCUCAAGAAGCGGAACCACCUCAGGCUGCACCUGCCCAGCCUGACGUUGCAGAAACUGUUCCUGCAGCCACUCUGGAUGUUAAGGAAGACACUCCAGUGCCCCAGUCUAGCACCAAGGAAGAGACUUCUUCUCCUACAGAGACCGUUUCAAUAGCUGACAACACCCCAGAAAAGGUACCCACUCCUCCCCCUCCUACAGCAGAGGAGAGGGAAGACACUCCUCCUCCUCCCCCACAGACGGUCACCUCUGCUCCUGUAGAAACUACUAUGCAAGCUGCUGUGUCUGUGCCAAAGAAAAAAAGAAAAAUGAAGGAUCUAAACAAAAAGGAGGCUGUGGGAGACCUCCUGGAUGCCUUUAAGGAGCAGCAAAAGGUGGUUGCACCAGAGCCUGAGCCAGUCCCAGCACCAGAGCCCCAGCCCCCUGCCACUGCUCCUCCUGCCCAAGAGGAGGCAGACUUAACCUGGGAGGACAAGGAGGACAAGCUGGAUGCUGAGAAUAUUCAGCCGGAUCCUCUCAAGCCGACUGCCACUGACAAGAAGUAUCAGUACAAAGAGGAACAAUGGAUGCCAAUAAACACAGAAGAGAAGAAGAAAUAUGACCGUGAGUUUCUUCUGGGAUUCCAGUUCAUCUCAGCCAGUAUGAACAAACCUGAGGGCCUACCAGCCAUCAGUGAUGUUGUCCUGGACAAGGCUAAUAAAACACCUCUGCGACAACUCGACCCCAGUCGCCUUCCAGGAAUGAACUGCGGCCCUGACUUCACGCCCUCCUUUGCCAACCUUGGCAGGCCCAGCAUGGGAGGAGGAAGCAGAGGACCAGUGAGUUCAAUUUUUCUUUGUGUAACCGAGCACUUUCCAAUUGAAUUAUUACUUCAAUUAAAUCAUGUUUUGAUGUUUCCCUUACAGUCUCCGGGUAUGGGCAUGGGGAUUGGCGGACCACGUCGCUCUCAACAAAUGCCGAGGAAAGAACUGAGGAAAAUCAUCAGCAGCAUGCCACUCAGUGAUGAGGUGCAGCUGAACAAAGCAGAGAAGGCGUGGAAGUCUUCAGUGAAGAAAAGCCCUCGCAGCCGUGGGGCAGAGGAGGUAGACGAGAGUGAACCAGAGCAGAUCAAGACCCAGGAGCUGUUUAAACGGGUGCGCAGCAUCCUCAAUAAACUGACCCCCCAAAAGUUUCAGCAGCUCAUGAAACAAGUAACAGAACUGACCAUUGACACAGAAGAGCGGUUGAAAGGAGUCAUAGACCUCACCUUUGAAAAGGCCAUCUCUGAACCAGACUUUUCUGUGGCCUACGCCAACAUGUGCCGCUGCCUUAUGGGGCUUAGAGUCGAAAUUCCAGAUAAACCAGGAGCCACUGUAAAUUUUCGCAAGCUGCUGCUAAAUCGAUGCCAGAAGGAGUUUGAGAAGGAUAAGGAUGAUGAUGAGAUUUUCGAGAAGAAGCAGAAAGAGCUGGAAGCUGCAUCCGUGGAGGAGGAGAAGCAGCGGCUCCUUGAGGAGUUAGAAGAGGCUAAGGACAAGGCCAGGAGGAGGUCUCUAGGCAAUAUCAAGUUCAUUGGUGAGCUGUUCAAGCUGAAAAUGCUCACAGAGGUCAUCAUGCACGACUGCAUUGUCAAGCUGCUCAAAAACCAUGACGAGGAGUCUCUGGAGUGCCUGUGCAGACUAUUGUCCACCAUUGGCAAGGACCUUGACUUUGAGAAGGCCAAGCCUCGUAUGGACCAAUACUUCAAUCAGAUGGAGAAAAUAAUAAAGGAGAGGAAGACCACCUCCAGGAUCCGUUUCAUGUUGCAGGAUGUGCUGGACCUUCGACGGAAUAACUGGGUGCCCCGGCGAGGCGAUCAGGGUCCCAAGACCAUCGACCAGAUCCACAAAGAUGCUGAGCUGGAGGAACACAGGGAGCAGAUGAAGGUGCAGCAAGCCCUCAUCUCUAAGAAGGAAUCCAGUGGAGGCUCAGGAGGCAGGAUGGGUGGAGGCCGUCGGGGCCCUCACUCUCCAGGUCGUCGAGGCCCUCAUUCUCCAGGCCGUAGGGGAACCCACUCCCCAGGGCGUGGUGCCUCUCCCCAGGAUGACGGCUGGAACACAGUGCCCAUCUCUAAAAACAGACCUAUUGACACCUCUCGCCUUAGCAAAAUCACUAAGACUCCUGUUCUUGACUUCAACAAUCAGCUGCUUGCCCCAGGAGGUAAAGGCACAUGGGGCAGCUGGGGUAAGGGCAGUAGCGGUGGCACAAGUGCCAAGCCUGCAGAUUCUGGCUCAGAGACGGGUAGCCGACCAGCCACCAGCACGCUCAACAGGUUCUCAGCCCUGCAGCAGCCUUUGUCCUCAGGCUCUUCAGUAGACACAGAUAAGAGAAUUCCUCAGAGAAACAGCUUGAGUCGAGAACGAAGUGAUCGCUUCGACCGCUCAGAUCGUGGCAGUGACCGCUUCGAGCGACGAGACGACCGUGAUCGAAACCAGCUCCAGGUCACUAAACGCAGUUUCAGUCGGGAGAAGGAGGAGCGGAGUCGGGACAGAGAGCAGCGUGGCCCUGCUGAUCCAGUCCGCCGUGUGGCGAGCAUGACGGAUGACCGAGACAGCAGAGAACGGGCCAGAAGCAGAGAGAAUGCGAAGAGGGAGAAAGCUGCCACCCCUCCACCUCCCCAGACCCCCACCAAGCCUGCCUUGACCGAGGAGGAGUUGGAAAAGAAGUCCACAGCCAUCAUUGAGGAGUACCUCCAUAUCAACGACAUGAAGGAGGCUCUGCAGUGCGUGCAGGAGAUAAAUAGCACUCAGCUGCUGUUUGUGUUUGUACGAAACGGGCUGGAGUCAACACUGGAGCGCAGCACGAUCGCCAGGGAGCACAUGGGCCUGCUGUUGCACCAGCUCAUUAAGACCGGCAUCCUACCAAAGGAGCAGUACUACAAAGGGCUUAAGGAAAUCCUGGAGGUGGCAGAAGACAUGGCGAUAGACAUCCCCCAUAUCUGGCUCUACCUGGCUGAGCUAAUCACUCCCAUGCUUCAAGAGGGAGGCAUCCCCAUGGGAGAACUUCUCAGGGAUGUCUCAAAGCCUUUGAUCCCUCUGGGCAAAGCUGGAGUCCUGCUGGUUGACAUCCUCACUUUACUCUGCAAAGGAAUGAGCCAUAAAAAGGCAGGUACAAUGUGGAGGGAGGCAGGCCUGCAGUGGAAGGACUUCCUCCCUGAGGACGUAGACGUCAACAAGUUUGUGACAGAAAAGAAUGUGGAGUUUACACUGGGCGAUGAGUCGGAGAAGGACAAGAAGAAGGAGCUCAGCGCUGCAGAUCUGACCAGAGAGCUGGACAGACUGAUCCAGGACAAGGCUGACAACCAGAGGAUCUUUGACUGGAUUGAGGCCAACCUGGAUGAGCAGCAGACCUCCUCCAACAUGUUUGUCAGAGCGCUGAUGACCUGCAUUUGCCAGUCAGCAAUUUGUGAGAAUCCCUACAAGGUUGACAGCGAGCAGAUCAAACGGAGGGCGAAGCUCCUGCAGAAAUACCUGAAGGACGAACAGAAGGAACUACAGGCUCUGUAUGCUCUGCAGGCCCUCAUGUUGCAGAUGGAGCAGCCUGCCAAUCUCCUGCGAAUGUUCUUCGACACACUCUACGAUGAAGACGUGAUCAAAGAGGAGGCCUUCUACAAGUGGGAGUCCAGCAAAGACCCCGCCGAACAGCAGGGGAAGGGCGUGGCCUUGAAGUCCGUCACUGCCUUCUUCACGUGGCUCCGCGAAGCCGAGGAUGAAUCCGAUAACAGCUAGGGGCUGCUGGGAGAAUCGAUGAGAGUUCUGGGCAAACCCAUGGGGAGAGUGAAUGUUCUGUGGAUGAUUCACAAGAGGCUGAAUCAGCAAAAUCCUUCUGCAUAAACAGAAAAAAAAAAUAAAGAAAAAAAACUUCUUCAACUGGGAGAGAUUGUAUUAUGGAUCGAACAUUCGAUCCUUUUUUUUUUUCUUGUUUGUUUUCAGUUUCUUGUUUUUCUUCUGUGCAACCGAAUGUCUUUUUUGAAACAAACACAGGAUUAACUAAAGAGAUGAAUAGAUUUGAGAGAGAGAGAGAGAAUGCUGAGAAGAGUUGAAAGCUGUAGGAAUGCUCUGAUGCUGUUUCCUUCAGUAUUUUUAUUUUUUGGGUUGUUUUCAGAAAGCUUUUUGUGGCCACGGCAAAACUACUCAAGACAUUUUGCUUAAAGACAGAAAAUAUAACAGAAGACUUUAAAAGGCUGUUCACAUCUAUAUUUUUGAUGAAUUCACUCUUUAUCAUGUGGACAUGACAGAUGUCAUGCUACAUGUCCGCCGUUUGGAUCUACAUGACGUGCUUAUGUAGAGCUUUUUGUUUCCCUUUUCAAAGUGUUGGAUGAUUAAGGGUGGUUUGUUUUGUUUUUUUUCUUUUUGUUUUUUGUUUUUUUUUUUUGUAAGAAAAAUUGAAAACUACAAAGAAAAGAGCCAUCUAAGAGACAUUUCAGUCAUGAGUGAAUGCAACGGUUGUGGACUUUCUGAGGACGUUGUCACUGAGGAGAGGGGCAAUGAACAUUGACCAUUUUGCUGCUUGCAGGGGUGGCAGCGAUGCUACCCUUUAAAACCCCAGCCCAACUCAAUCCCACCACCCCCGACCUCUGUGUCUGUUUCACUUGUUUCCUGCGCUUCAAAAAUGAACUGUGGACCGAGAGAGGGAGAGCAAGAGCGAGGGAUCAUGGUUUCACCCUCGUUCAAAGCCGGUUGGUGUUUUUGUUUUUUGUUUUUUUUUGUUUUUUGAAACUUGAAAAAGUAUACAGACAAAAAUCCACUUUAAUGACAAAGGACUUUUAAGAAAAGUUUAACAGUACGAAUCCUAAGGCCUUUCUUUGCUUCCAUGAGUGGAAAUGCAUUUCAGGAGAGUUCUGUAAAUAUACGAUGAAUAGUUUUCUUUUAAAGAAAGUAUGCUAAUGUAACCCCUAUUUCCUCUGCUCCUCUGAAACAAUGUGGCAGUUUUUCCCCCCGUAUUUAUAUUUUUCUCUCCUCAGCUGGCAGAAGGUGCUUGUGAUAUCCAACCCCAGUCAUUGAUUACAGUUUAAUUGAAAAAUUGUAAAUACUUUUCUGCUUUACUUUAUUAAAAAAGAUAUUUAAUUAAAGAAAAUAAUUGCCUCUUUUCACAUCCAGAACUGGAAGAGAUAAUAAAGAUGGUUGCAAAUAAAAAGGAAAA
Molecule: messenger RNA, 13319 nt
Organism: Haplochromis burtoni (Burton's mouthbrooder)
Lineage: Eukaryota; Metazoa; Chordata; Actinopteri; Cichliformes; Cichlidae
Product: eukaryotic translation initiation factor 4 gamma 1
Exons: 32
Coding region: 6608-11905 (1765 amino acids)
Cellular component (GO): eukaryotic translation initiation factor 4F complex
Molecular function (GO): protein binding; mRNA binding; translation initiation factor activity
Source: RefSeq, a predicted model, not a curated record